UGCCGGGGAGCAGCAAUUAUCAGUCUACUGCCUGAGAACCAACCCACAACAACCAACCACCCAGCAACAUGUUCAAAUUCCUCGCUCUCUGCCUCUUCGCCGUUGUGGCCUGCGUCGCUGCCAAGCCCGCGGUGAUUGCUGCCCCACUGGCGUACAGCGCCUACUCCUCCCCCCUGGUGGCCGCCUCCCCCUACUCGUCUGCCUACACCGCCGCCUACACUGCCCCCGCCUACGCCGCCUACUCCGCCUAUCCCUAUGCCUCUGCCUACUCCGCAUACCCCUACGCCGCCUACUACCGUUAAGGAAGGGACAAUCCGCACACUGGAAUGACUGGCAACUGGACCCAACCACACCCCAACAACAUGGAUAAAUAUCCCCCAACUGCUCCACCAAUCUGCAACACUCUGCACUGCACCACCUUCCCUUUCACGCACCCCAAACAAACUGCCGAAUGCUGAGAGUGAACCAAUGGGAACAGGACCCUCUGCACACUGGAGUAUACCACAAACAUUGUUGAAAUAAAUAAUCUGCAUUUUGCGUUAAACGUA
Drosophila subobscura is the source of this 548-nucleotide messenger RNA. RefSeq lists its product as uncharacterized. Bases 69 to 302 code for a protein of 77 amino acids. The record is from RefSeq and is a predicted model, not a curated record. The transcript has 2 exons. NCBI's taxonomy places the organism in Eukaryota, Metazoa, Arthropoda, Insecta, Diptera, Drosophilidae.